GUCAACUUUUGAAUUGUCAGGAAUCUAAUAUUGUUUCAACGGCCAUUAUGAUUUAUCUAUUUAGGGAUUGCAGCGUUGAGCGCUGAGCCUCAAGGCCUCAAGCCCCCUGCCGAGCUUGCUUCCGCAUUCUGAUCAGCUGAGCGUGCACGCCUCUUCGGUCUGCGCCUGCAGGUGCUCCUUGACGUCGUUUAUCUGGGUCGAGGCCCUAGCCGGCGAUAUUGCCUUCUAUUACGACCGAAUAAUAUCUUGUCCCUUGAUAAGUAUUGCCAAGUGUUGCCUGGUUCAUAACCAUGGCAUCGACAUCGACAGCUCCCCAGGCUGAGGCAAAGCCCAAUAUCUUUUCGAAACAUACCAUCGUCCUUGAUCAUCCGGUUUCCAAAGUCUUCCCCGUCCUCGGAACAGCCAAAAACCAAGAGAAAAUCACACGCGCAUGUUCAUCUUCUUUACCUAUAACUGCCUUUAAAUUAUUGAACAAAGACGUCGUUGCCGUCCCUCGGAACACCCCGCUCUCCGAAUUACACGACGCCUGCGACCUGCCUGCAGCACAGGAAUUCGAGUCCGAGUCCAAGGGUGCCCGUCAGCUGCCGCGUCAGUCUUUUGCGUUCACCGAGUCGCAGUACCUGUUAUGCAAAUCGAUGUCUUGGAAUGUGAGGGUCGAGGCGACGUUGGUGUGGGAUGAGGAGGAGAUGACGACACUAUACGAGAGUAAGAUAACUGGAAGAGAUGAUUAUCGUAUCUGGAAAUUGAGAGAGAUGGAAGAAAUCGAGGGAGGUACGAAGACCAGAAUGACGGAGACCCUGGAGGGAGUUUAUCCUGGGUGGAACAGGAAGAUGUUUGAAAAGAGAACACGACAAGCACAUGCGAAUCAGAUGGAAUUAUUUCAUACUUUCUUCGAUUAAUGUAUCCUUUUAUUUAACGGGAGUAGUGAAGAUGCAUAGCAAG
Messenger RNA from Desarmillaria tabescens, 942 nucleotides. RefSeq lists its product as uncharacterized. Lineage: Eukaryota; Fungi; Basidiomycota; Agaricomycetes; Agaricales; Physalacriaceae. The transcript is spliced from 2 exons. The coding region runs from base 291 to 899 and encodes 202 amino acids. The record is from RefSeq and is a predicted model, not a curated record.